AUGCAUCUUCCAGAGCAAUUCCCCGGAGCAGAGGUCCUCCAUCGACUGCCGACGACGCCGUCCCCGACCGAACCAUUCGAACCGUACGCCGAGGAGGUUGUCGACCUGCUGAUGCAACUGGUCCGAACGGACAACGAAGAGAACGCGACAUUAUGUGUCAAGAUCAUUUCGGAUGUCAUGCGACAUCAGCACAAGGUCCUGGGAAGCAAGGUUCAGGCCUUCCUCAGCCUGAUCCAGGAGCUCUUCGAGCAGAUGGAGAAAGUCGUGCGCGAGCAGCUGGACAACACAUCCCUUUCGACGACAUCGAAUUCGGUCGCCCCCUCAACGCCAGGCAGCUCCCAGACGAACUUCCAGUCGCCUCGUCCCGGUUCGCCCGUUGCUUCGGUGACUGACCUCGGACCGGAUCCCCAGCAACAGAACAGACUUCUCCUGAAGGGGAUGCAGUCCUUCAAAGUCUUAUCAGAAUGCCCUAUCAUCGUGGUCUCCGUCUUCCAGGUCUACAGGAACACAGUAGCUGCCAAUGUCAAGGCUUUCGUUCCUCUUAUCAAGGGGUUCCUCUGCCUCCAGGCAAGUGCGCAGAAGCAGGCCCAUGCUGAUGCCAAGGCCAGAGGACAAAUCUUCACAGGAGUGAGCCCGUUGAUCAAGAAUCGUGCUGCCUUUGGGGAGUUUAUCACGGCCCAGGUCAAGACAAUGAGCUUCUUGGCUUACCUGCUGCGCCAGUACUCGCAGCAGCUGACCGAUUUCCUGCCGACGCUCCCUGAGAUCGUAGUGCGGCUAUUGCAGGACUGCCCCAGAGAAAAGUCCAGCGCUCGAAAGGAGCUACUUGUUGCGAUAAGACACAUCAUCAACUUCAACUUUCGCAAGAUAUUCCUUCCCAAGAUCGAUGAGCUCCUGGACGAGAAGACACUGAUCGGGGACGGACUGACCGUGUAUGAGACGAUGCGACCGUUGGCAUACAGCAUGCUUGCCGACCUCAUCCACCACGUUCGCGAGAGCCUCACGCCAGAGCAGAUUCGCAAGACGGUCGAGGUCUACACGAAAAACCUCCAGGACAACUUCCCAGGAACGAGCUUUCAGACUAUGAGUGCGAAACUCCUCCUUAAUAUGGCGGAAUGCAUUGCGAAGAUGUCUAACAAGGUUGACGCGCGGCACUAUCUCAUUAUGAUUCUCAACGCGAUCGGCGACAAAUUCGUGGCCAUGAACCGACAAUACCCCAACGCAGUGAAACUCUCAAGAAUCUACGCCCAACAAGCCGCUGAUGGAACCCUGGACAGCUAUCUUGCGGACAAGGAUCAACCCCCUGACUGGGACGAGACGGAUAUCUUCACUGCCAUGCCGAUCAAGACGUCAAACCCAAGGGACAGAGGAGCGGAUCCCGUCGCGGACAACAAGUUCUUGUUCAAGAAUUUGAUGAACGGACUCAAGAAUACCUUCUACCAGCUGAGAACGUGCAAUGUCAACAACAUCAUCGAUGUGCAAAACGCUCCGGCACACUGGCAGGAUGUUGCCUAUGGUUUCACUGCGGAGGAGGUCAACGUCGUGGUGAAGCUUUUCCGAGAGGGCGCGUACGUGUUUCGCUACUACGAAAUCGAGAAGCCUGCCACCGAGUCGCAGUACAUGUCUCCUGUGGAGUACAUGGCCAAUUUCUACAUGGUGUCGAGCAGCAAGGAGGAGAAGGAUCUCCUCGAGACGUUUGCCACCGUCUUCCACUGCAUCGACCCGGCGACUUUCCAUGAAGUCUUCCAGCAGGAGAUCCCUCACCUGUAUGACAUGAUCUUCGAGCACACCGCCUUGCUUCACAUCCCACAGUUCUUCCUCGCCAGUGAAGCCACCUCACCUAGCUUUUGCGGUAUGCUCCUGCGCUUUUUAAUGGAGAGGAUCGACCAGGUCGGUUCGGCGGAUGUGAAGAAGUCGUCGAUUCUUUUAAGGCUCUUCAAGUUGGCCUUCAUGGCGGUCACGCUUUUCGCAAACCAAAACGAACAGGUGUUGCUUCCUCACGUUGUCGAUAUCGUCACCAAGUCGAUUGAACUGUCGACCAAGGCCGAGGAGCCCAUGAACUACUUCCUGCUGUUACGAUCUCUGUUCAGAAGCAUCGGUGGCGGCAAAUUUGAGCAUCUUUACAAGCAGAUUCUUCCCCUGCUCGAGAUGUUGCUAGACGUCCUCAACAACCUGCUCAUGGCAGCAAGGAAGCCUGCCGAGCGAGAUCUCUACGUAGAGCUGUGUUUGACGGUACCAGCGCGACUUAGCAAUCUGCUACCACAUCUGAGCUUCCUCAUGCGGCCCUUGGUUGUCGCUCUGCGAGCCGGCACAGAUCUUGUUGGCCAAGGUCUGCGAACUCUUGAACUGUGUGUCGAUAACCUCACGGCGGAUUAUCUCGAUCCUAUCAUGGCUCCGGUUAUUGACGAGCUGAUGACGGCGCUGUUCGACCACCUCAAGCCACAUCCCUACAGCCACUUCCAUGCUCACACCACGAUGCGCAUUCUGGGUAAGCUUGGAGGCCGAAAUCGGAAGUUCAUGACCGAUGCCCAACCUCUCACGUACAAGGAGUACGCCGACGAUCCGACCAGCUUUGAUCUCCGCCUCAUUGGUUCGAAGAAGGACAGAGCUUUCCCGGCAGAGACGGGCGUUGAUCUAGCCAUCAGGAAGCUCAUGGAGCAACCCAAAGGCAGCAAGGGCAACCAAUCCCGGCAGUACGACGGGUACUACAAGAAGCAGUCAUUUCACUUCAUCAAGGCCCAGCUCAAGAUGCGGAUCGGUUUUGAGAGCUUGCCCGAAGACUUGCCCAGGCUCUUGCGUCUGCAGGCCCAGGACCUCAUCAGCAGGAAGAUUGACUUCGACUUUUCCGCAUUUGAAACAUCUGACAAGGAGCGAUCCAUUCCCAAGAAAGACGAGCAGGAUGAUCUCGUUCGGCGUUUGUUGAAGGCAGUCAUGUUUGCCGAAUCCCUGCCAGAGUUCAAGGAAGACGCGCAGGCGUUCCUCAUGAAUCUCUGCAAACACUUCACGAUCAUCGAGGUCGGCCGGGCACUGAUCGACGUCAAGCGAGUCUACAACCCAUUUGACCCCAACGCCGGAGAAGGUCCGCUCUUCAUUGAUACCCGCGUGCUGUCCGAUGCCAUAGUAGAAUCGUUGGCUUCGGAUCAUCCAGAGGUUCGAGAGUCUGCGCAGCGCGCCAUCCGCGAGGUGUACGACUCGGCCGCUACAAUAUUCGGAUCUCAGCAGAACGUUGCCAGGUUGCCGUUCUUUAACAACCUGAGCGCGACCUUCUGCCAUGGUUGCUACGAAGAGGAGUGGUUCACCAAGACAGGUGGCUCGCUGGGCAUCAACUUCCUGCUUACUGAGCUGGACUUGGGCGACCAGUGGGUCACGAGCAAGCAGAUUGAGUUCAUUCGAUCGCUCAUGUACGUCAUCAAGGACAUGCCCCAGGACCUACCGGAAAAGACGAGAAGAUCUGCUCAGGUCACGCUCGAGACUUUGCUGCAGAGGAUCACGAAGAACAUCAAGAAGGAGGAUGCCAUGCCGCAACAAAACCCGGGUCAACCGCCGCAACAAAGGUCUCGCCUCGCCCAGAUCUGCAUGCAGUUCAACACGGAACUGGCACACAUGAACCGACACGUUCGCGAGACUGCCAAGCGAUCCCUUGAGCUCAUUGCCAAGGCGGCGAACUGCGCGGUCUGGGAGUUGAUCGAACCCUACAAGGAACGAUUCCUUCAGCCCAUCUACUCCAAGCCUCUUCGCGCAUUGCCGUUCCCUAUCCAGAUCGGCUACAUUGACGCGAUGACCUACCACAUGACCCUGAGAAAGGAAUGGGUUACGUUCGACGACAACUUGACCAGAUUGCUUAUGGAGUCUUUGGCUUUGGCCGACGCAAGCGACGAGUCUCUGGCCAACAAGCCUGGAGAGUUCAGGACGCACGAGUACAUUGUCAACUUGCGGGUAGCCUGUAUCAACAUCCUGAGCACUGCCACGAGCUUCGAGGAGUUUGCUCCGCUCAAGCAAGGCAGCAAUCCCACUCGCUCCAAGAUUGUCUCGGUCUUCUUCAAGUGCCUGUACUCGGACUCGAAGGCCACCAUCGACGCGGCCAACAGCGCGCUCAAGAACACUUUGGAGGCCCACCAGAAACUUCCUAAGGAUCUUUUGCAGGGAGGCCUCAGGCCGGUGCUUGCCAGCCUACAAGAUCCCAAGAAGCUCACCACCCACGGCCUGGACAACCUAGGUCGGCUCCUGAAAUUGCUCACCACGUACUUCAAGGUCGAGAUCGGAGCGCGUCUGCUCGACCACGUGAAGGUUCUCGCUGAUCCCACCGUCCUUCAACAGCUCUCUUUUACCUUCUUUGAGCAGCACUCUCAGAUGAAGGUCGUUGCCGCGGUCUUCAACAUCUUCCACCUUUUGCCCCCACAAGCAGAGGGGUUCAAACAACGUCUCAUCGACCUGGCUCUGGAGCUGGAGGAGAAGCUGCGCCGGACCCACGAGAGUCCCUUCCGCGCGCCCCUGUACAAGUUUAUCAACCGGUAUCCCAACGAGGUCUGGAACUUCCUCUUGCCGAAGCUCGAGGACCUCAAGUACGGACGUUUCUUGUCCCAGGUCAUCCGCAAUCCCGAGAGCGGCACUCUCAGAGAGACGGUGUCCUCCAACGUCCAGGCUUUGAUCGACUUCUGCAACAACGUCAUCUCGCAAAACAAGGACACCAAGUUCGUCGUCGUCGUCAAUGCCGUCCACAUUCUGCACUCCCUCACCGUGUCGCCCGGGACUGACAAGUGGCUGGAGAAGAAGGAGCAUCUGAACUGGCUGAAGCAGGUCGGCAGGGAGUUGGAAAAGCAAAUGCGAGCUCAUACGCUGGCGCCAAACCUCAGACUCCCGGCAUGCCAGGCGUCGGACCAGCUGAUGUCCAUCUUUAUCAAAUCCUUGGAACGCAACCCCAGAGAUUUGGAGUCUCUCUUCAACCUGGUGGACUCGGUCACGACAGACGACUUCCGCGCUUCGCAGCCUCUGAUCGCUUACCUCUACAAGAAUGUGAUCAGUAGCGACUCGCCUGAGUUCUGGAAGGCAACGGUCCUCAGAUGUCUCGACGCCUACCCCCAGAAGAACGUCUCCCAGAAGAUGAAGUGCUUCUUGUUGCACUACAUUGUCAACCCGAUCAUUGCUAUGGACGUCCAGAGACACUGGAACCAACCGCCACAGACCAAGGGCCGCUUCAUGGACAAGACCAUCAUUGAUGCCGUCACAGCAAAGAUCUGGAAGACGCACCAGGAUACCAGUCAGCACGACAAUGACGAUCUCACGCAGCCUGGCAUCGACCACACCAAGUUUGAGGUCCUCCAGCUGUCGGCCAUGCUUGUCAAGUACCACUCCGUCAUAUUCCAGGAGGCCAGAAAAGACAUCAUUAAGAGCUGCUGGACCUUUAUCCGACUGGACGAUGUCAUCAACAAGCAUGCUGCUUACGUCGUCAUCGCGUACUUCAUCGCCCUGUAUGAGACGCCCGUCAAGAUCGUCACCCAGGUGUACCUGUCGCUUCUCAGGACCAACCAGAAUGAGGGGCGGGCGUUGGUUACUCAGGCUCUGGAGCUGGUGGCCCCCGUCCUGCCCAAGCGCUUGGGUACGCAACCGAACGAUCGGAACGCCGGGUGGGCGCUGGCUCCUCGGAAGAUCCUCGCCGACGAGGGCCAGAACAUACAGCAGAUGACUAGUAUCUUCCAUUUCUUGGUCAGACAUCCGGAGUUGUUCUACGAGUCGAGGGAUAAGUACACUAUGCUCAUCAUCUCGUCCUUGAGGAAGGUUGCUGCGCCGCCCAACCCUUCCAACGAGUCCAAGAAGCUUGCGCUUAACAUGAUGUGGCUCAUCUGGCUUUGGGAACAGCGCCGCGUCGAGGGCAAGGGAGAUGCCGUCUCUCGUUCCAUCUCCGAGUCUCCGACUUCCAGGAAGCGGAAGCUGGACAGCGACCAGCCAAUGUCGUCUCCUCCUUCUGCCAGACAAAAUCCGGAACGGGCAGAGUACCUCAUCCCGUCAAUCGGCCGACAGAAAAUGAUUAAGUAUCUGGUCGAGUUCAUCGCACAGCUUAACGAGCGGUACCAGCUUCCGUCUACGCGAGCAAGGGAUUCUGUUUCCACCAACGGCCCGAGCAUGCCCCCCGCGACCACCGAGAUGUGCAAGAAGGCCAUGAGUCUGUUCUACAACCUUGUUCAACCCCAGUACUGGGGCGAUCUGGAUGUUGAUCUCUUCCCCAAUGUCACGGAUGUUGUUCUGGCCAGCGACAAGACCCAGAAUAUUCUCUCUGCCGAUCCCUCAGACAAGGAAAAGUUUGACGAGAAGUUCAUUACAAACAUCAUCAACACUCUUCAGGUCGUUCGCAUCAUUUUGAACUUUAAGCCCGAUGAAUGGAUUGCAAAGAACAUGCCAUCGGUCCAGAAGGUCCUGGACAAGUGUCUCAAGAGCGAGAACCCCGAGCUGCAGGAUUGUCUGCACCUUGCCGACAAGAAGUUCGACGACGGGCGCGACCUGAAGUCGAUCAUCCAAAGAGUCCUUGAUGCUGUUCCGGAGGACAUCCCGAUGGAAGACGCCGACGCUGAGGGCGAGACCGAGUCACAGAACUCGGAAAUCGUCAACUCCUUGUCGUCAAUCGCCGGGGAAGCCAUGGCGGCCAACAACUACGGAUCUGGAGUCAACAUCUUGUGGUCGUUGGGCAACCGCAAACCCAGUGUCAUCGACCAGCACAUUCCUGUUCUGAUGAAGGCUCUCCAGAGCAAACUGGCGCGAGAGCAUGUGCAGCAUUACACCGCUGUCGCGAACCAGGCUGGGAUGCCUCCUCGUACCCAGGACGCGAACACGCCCACGGGAGAGAUGUCCACCUACGACCUUGAGGUAUCGACGGCGCUCAUGCUCAAGGCCAUCCAGGUCGUUGCGCUGCGAAUGGAGGUGCUGGGCGACAACCGGCGCCCGUUCCUUAGCGUUCUGGCGACGCUCGUUGAGAAGUCGAUGCACAUCCCACUCUGCGAGGAAAUCCUCAACAUGGUGGAGGGUUGGGUCUUCCGUUCUGAAGGCACAUGGCCCACGCUGAAGGAGAAGACGGCCGUUCUCCACAAGAUGCUAUCAUUUGAGCAUCGACAGGACUCGACGAUGUUGACCAAGUUCCUCGAGCUGGUAAUCCGCAUCUAUGAGGACCCCAAGAUCACCCGGACGGAGUUGACUGUUCGCAUGGAGCAUGCGUUCCUGAUCGGCACACGUGCCCAGGAUGUUGAUAUGCGCAAUCGCUUCAUGGCCAUCUUUGACAAGAGUCUCUCGAAAACUGCCAGCGCCCGUCUCGCCUAUGUCCUCACCUCUCAGAACUGGGACACCUUGGCCGACAGCUACUGGCUGGCUCAAGCUUCUCAGCUUCUCCUCGGCGCGGUCGAGCUGAACAAUCCUAUUCAGCUGCACCACGAAGAUUUCAAGACAUUGCCGCUCACCCAGCUCUUCUCGAUCCACGCCAAGGACAGCAGGGAGCCUGCCAACAUGGCGGACGACAAAUUUGACGCCUUGAUGGCCGCCCACCGACGAUUCAUGAGCGAGUUGGGUGAGGUCAAGGUUCGGGACCUUGUCGAGCCUCUGAUCCAACUCCAGCACGUCGACUCGACGCUGGCCCAUCAGCUCUGGGUUGCGCUGUUCCCCAUCUACUGGUCUGCAACGAUGAAGGAGGAACGUCACGAUCUCGAGCGAGGCAUGGUUGCUCUCCUGACCAAGGAUUACCACAGCCGCCAGAUCGACAAGCGACCCAACGUCGUCCAGUCCCUGCUUGAGGGUGCGGCCAAGGCCUGGCCCGAGUGUAAAAUUCCGCCGCAUGUGCUCAAGUAUGAGGCAAAGACGUACGACGCGUGGUACACAGCGCUUGUGCAGCUCGAGAACGCGGCCAUCAAGCCGGAGAUCGAGUCGGCGGUCGUUCGUGAAAGCAACCUCGAUGCCCUUGUCGAGCUGUAUGCCUCUCUCCAGGAAGACGAUCUGUUCUACGGCACCUGGCGCCGACGAUGCCAGUUUGUGGAGACAAACGCCGCCUUGUCGUACGAGCAGAAUGGAAUGUGGGACAAGGCCCAAAAGAUGUACGAAGCCGCCCAGAUCAAAGCUCGAACCGGCGUCAUCCCCUUUUCCCAAGCAGAGUAUGUUCUCUGGGAAGACCAUUGGGUUUUGUGCGCACAGAAGCUGCAGCAGUGGGAGAUUCUACAAGACUUUGCUAAGCACGAGAACUUCCAGGACCUGCUCCUGGAGUGCGCUUGGAGAAACAACACGGAAAUGUGGCAGACGCAAGAGCAUCGCGAUGCAUUGGACAACCUCAUCAAAGGGGUUAUGGACGCCCCGACGCCCCGUCGCGCCUUCUUCCAAGCCUUCAUGUCGCUCCUCAAGUUCUACAACAAGCAAGAGACGCCGCAGGACUUUGCCAAGUCGUGCGACGAGGCCAUCCAACUGUCGAUUAGGAAGUGGCAUCAGUUGCCCAAGCAGCUGACCAAGGCACACAUCCCUCUGCUUCAGAACUUCCAGCAGCUGGUCGAGCUGCAUGACGCAAGCGUCAUCUGCAACAGUCUGGCCAGCACCAACCAGUCCAAUCUGGACGUCAAGUCCGGCGAGCUGAAGCUGCUGCUCGGCGCUUGGCGCGACCGUCUGCCCAACGUCUGGGAUGAUAUCACCGCCUGGCAGGACCUGGUUACCUGGCGUCAGCACAUCUUUGGCCUCAUCAACCAGACCUACCUCCAGCUGCUGCCCCAGGGGGGUGGACAAAACGCCAGCGGCGCCUCGUUCGCCUACCGCGGAUACCACGAGACUGCUUGGAUCAUCAAUCGAUUCGCACACGUCGCCCGCAAGCAUAGCCUCCCGGAGGUGUGCAUUACCCAGCUGAGCAGGAUUUACACCCUGCCCAACAUCGAGAUCCAGGAGGCCUUCCUCAAGUUGCGAGAACAGGCCAAGUGCCACUACGAGAACCCCGAGGAGCUUACGAGCGGAUUGGACGUGAUCAACAACACGAACCUCAACUACUUCAACCCGCCUCAGAAGGCGGAGUUCUACACCCUGAAGGGCAUGUUCCUCGAAAAGCUUAAGCAGAAGGAAGAGGCAGACUCGGCCUACGGCACGGCCUUGUACUUCGAUAUCACCGCGGCCAAGGCCUGGGCCGAAUGGGGCUACUUUAACGAGCGCAAGUACAAAGAGGACCCGACUGAUAUCAACUCGGCCCGCCAGGCGCUCACGUCGUAUCUGCAAGCCGCCGGCAGCUACAAGAACGCCAAGUCGCGCAAGCUCAUUGCUCGUAUCUUGUGGCUGCUCAGCCUGGAUGAUGCCAACGGUUCCAUCGCGGCCGGCUUCGACGACUUCAAGGGCGAAACCCCCGUUUGGUACUGGAUCACCUACAUUCCUCAGCUCAUCACCGGCCUCGGUCAUAAGGAAGCCCCCAGAGUCCACCAGAUCCUGGUCAAGAUUGCGAGAUCGUACCCGCAAGCCCUGUAUUUCCAGCUGCGCACCAACAGGGAAGACAUGCUGGUCAUCAAGAAGAACCAAGAGGCCAAGGAGAAGGCGCGCCAGCGCGCUCAGUCAACCGUGUCUAACGGCAAGCCGAGCGCAUCGCCCCAACAACCCAAGCAAGACGGUAUCGUGAAGCCGGAUGCCUCGGGCUCAAGACCCGGUACUGCAGGCGGCGGCGGCGGCGGCGGCGACGCGAACGCUCCUGUUAAGACCGAGGGCAACGACGCGAACGGCACCCCUGCUCCGCAGGCCAACGGCACUGGCGACCAGUCGAGCGCCGGCCAGAAGAAGCCACCAUGGGAGCUCACCGAGGAAAUCAUGAGCGCUCUCAAGACUGCUUUCCCUCUUCUUGCGCUGUCGAUGGAGACCAUGGUGGACCAGAUCCAGAAACACUUCAAGUGUCCGCCCGACGAGGAUGCGUACCGUCUCAUCGUCGCGCUGCUCAACGAUGCGCUGGCGUACGUCAGCCGCAUGCCUUCUUCGUUCGCCAAAGACGUGAAGCUUCCCUCGGCUACCGAGACCAACAUCACGCGCUUCGCCGAGACGAUUCUUCCCGCCCACAUCAAGAAGUCGUUCGAGGCCGACUUUGUCGACGUCAAGCCGACGAUGUACGAGUACAUCCACAAGCUGAGACGCUGGCGCAACAAGUUCGAGGAGAAGCUCGAUCGCCGCACCACGCGGGUUUCGCUCGAGGCCUUCUCUCCUCACCUCUCUGAAUUCCGGUACCAGCGUUUCGACGAUGUCGAGGUCCCCGGGCAAUACCUGCAGCACAAGGACAAGAACCAGGACUUCAUCCGCAUAGAACGUUUCCUGCCGAACGUUGACCUUGUGCGGUCGAUCAGCGCCUCGUACCGUCGUCUCCAGAUGCGCGGCCACGACGGAAGCAUCCACUCGUGGGCCGUGCAACACCCGGCUGCGAGACACUGCCGCCGCGAAGAGCGUAUCCUGCAGCUGUUCAGACAACUGAACCAGACAUUGGGCCGGAGAAAGGAGAGCCGCCGCCGAGAUCUCCAGUUUACUCUGCCGUUGAUGGUGCCCCUGGCGCCUCACAUCCGCAUCGUGCAGGAGGACACGUCGUACAUCACCCUCCAGAGCGUGUACGAGGACCACUGCCGCCGCCACGGCAUGUCCAAGGACGAUCCUGUGCUGUUCACGAUGGAGAAGUUGCGCGGCGUUCUCGACACGAAGAACUCGGUAAGUAGUGCCGUCGUAACGGAGCAAAAGACAGAACCUAACGAUUCGCCGCAGAAGCAUGCCGAGCAGAGCGCGACGGCUCGGCUUGAGGUGUUCCACGCCAUCCAGGAGAAGUGGGUGCCGCAGAACCUGGCGCUGGACUACUUCCAGCGGGCUUUCCCCGACUUUACCGAGUUCUGGCUGUUCCGUAGACAGUUCUCGUACCAGCUGGCGUCGCUCACGUUUAUGACGUACAUCCUCUACAUGCACAACCGGUACCCGCAAAAGAUCAACAUUGCGCGCGGAUCCGGGAACAUCUGGGGAUCGGAGCUGAUGGCGUACAUGAGCGCCGCUAAGCCCUUCUUCCAUAACCCGGAACCAGUGCCCUUCCGGCUUACGCCCAACCUCCAGACGCUGAUGGGACCGUUGGCGACCGAGGGCAUCUUCAGCUGCGCGCUCAUGGCGAUCGCGCGAUGCCUCACGGAGCCCGAGUACGAGCUGGAGCACGCGCUCACGCUCUUCGUGCGCGACGAGAUGAUUUUCUGGUUCACGAGUUCGCACAGGGCGGUCCAGAUGACGGAGAACCAGCUGCGCGAGUCGGUGCAGGUGAACAGCGAUUCGGUAGUCAAGCGUGCCGUCAGCUUGGCACAGAGCCCCGUCGGCAACCUGCCGGCCAACCAGACGGUUAUUGACCUGGUUGCGAAGGCUGUGAACCCCAUGAACUUGGCCCAGUGCGAUGCGCUCUGGAUGCCAUACUUGUAA
Messenger RNA from Colletotrichum higginsianum IMI 349063, 11409 nucleotides. RefSeq names its product FAT domain-containing protein. The transcript is spliced from 2 exons. Gene Ontology annotation, cellular component: SAGA complex; NuA4 histone acetyltransferase complex; nucleus. NCBI's taxonomy places the organism in Eukaryota, Fungi, Ascomycota, Sordariomycetes, Glomerellales, Glomerellaceae. Gene Ontology annotation, molecular function: transcription coregulator activity; protein binding. Gene Ontology annotation, biological process: regulation of DNA-templated transcription; DNA repair. Bases 1 to 11409 code for a protein of 3802 amino acids. The record is from RefSeq and is a predicted model, not a curated record.